This is a messenger RNA of Phascolarctos cinereus (koala), 3096 nucleotides long. It is a transcript of the gene SSH3, whose product is annotated as slingshot protein phosphatase 3. Lineage: Eukaryota; Metazoa; Chordata; Mammalia; Diprotodontia; Phascolarctidae. The record is from RefSeq and is a predicted model, not a curated record. Gene Ontology annotation, molecular function: actin binding; phosphatase activity. Gene Ontology annotation, biological process: protein dephosphorylation; negative regulation of actin filament polymerization.
GCCCUUUAAGGGCCGCCCCCAAGGAGGUGCCAGGCCGAGGUGGCUCGGCCGGGCUCUGCUCCUUGCUUUCCUUCCUGGUCUGGUCUGGCCUGGCCAGGCCUGGGCUGGUUGUUGGGCUGGUCUGGUCGGGUCGGAUCGGGUCUGUGGGAGGGGGCUGCGCCUGGAGCCCUCCGUCCAGCCGCGUGAGCGUGCAUGGCCCUGGUCACAGUGAGCCGAUCCCCCUCGGGCAGCGGCCACUCCACCCCCGUGGGCCCCGCGGAUGAAGGGCUGAGCAGGCGGAGCCAGCUGCAGCGCAGGCAGAGCUUUGCAGUGCUUCGUGGGGCUGUCCUGGGGCUCCAAGACAGAGGGGAGCCCAGCACCGGGGAUCAGGACAGGUCAGAUGACGAGGAUGACCCAGAAGACGAGGAGCCUUCCUCAGACCAGCCUGAUGGAAAUGGCCAGGGAACUCCAGAGCCCUCGAGUUCUGGGAAGCAAGAGCAGAGGCGGCACCUACGCCUCAUGGUGGGGUUGCUGAGGGCCCAGGACAAUAUCCAGCUGGCAGUACAGUUGGAGACCACCCGGCCUCAGUGGCUCAGGUACCUGCUUGUGGUGUCCACUUCAGAGCUAUUAAGCCAGGAUGAGACUGUCCUCCUGGGGGUCGACUUCUCCCAGAGCAGUUCCCCCAGCUGCACCUUGGGCCUGGUCCUACCCCUCUGGAGUGAUACACAAGUUUACCUGGAUGGUGAUGGGGGCUUCACUGUGACAUCCGGGGGUCAAACAAGAAUCUUCAAGCCUAUCUCCAUACAGACCAUGUGGGCCACCCUCCAGGUGCUACACCAGGCAUGUGAGAUGGCACUGGGCAAUGGCCUGGUACCCGGAGGCAGUGCCCUUGCCUGGACUGGCUACUACCAGGACCGAAUCACCUCGGACCAGAGCUGCCUCAAUGAGUGGAUGGCCAUGGCCGAUCUGGAGUCUCUCCGGUCUCAGCUGCCCAGUGCAGACUCUAGUGGGCACUCUGAACGAGACCAGAUGGAACAACUCAUCCUGGCCGAGCUGUGGGAUGUGUUAGACACCAGUGACCUGGAAAGUGUCACCUCCAAAGAGAUUCGCCAGGCCCUUGAGGGCCGCCUGGGCUGCCCCCUGCAGCAGUACCGAGACUUCAUUGACAACCAGAUGUUGGUGCUCAUGGCCCAGCGAGAUCGCGCCUCGCACAUCUUCCCCCACCUGUACCUGGGCUCUGAGUGGAAUGCAGCCAACCUGGAUGAACUGCAGAGAAACCGGGUCAGCCACAUCCUGAAUGUGGCCAGAGAGAUCGACAAUUUCUACCCGGAGCUCUUUACCUAUCACAAUGUCCGGCUCUGGGACGAGGAGACAGAGCAGCUCCUGCCUCACUGGAAGGAAACUCAUCGCUUCAUUGAGGCCGCCCGGGCCCAAGGCUCCCGUGUGCUGGUGCAUUGCAAGAUGGGGGUGAGUCGCUCAGCCGCCACCGUCAUGGCCUAUGCCAUGAAACAGUACAACUGGGGCCUGGAUCAGGCCCUCCGGCACGUGCAAGAACUCCGCCCCAUUGCCCGGCCCAACCCCGGCUUCCUUCGGCAGCUGCACACCUACCAAGGCAUCCUCACAGCCAGCCGCCAGAGCCAUGUCUGGGAGCAGAAGGCUGGUGGUAGGGCCUCCCCGGAAGAGCCUCUGGCUCAAGAGGCCUCCUGGUCACCUCCCCCACCCGCCCUGGAGCCAGGGGGCAGCGGGGACUGGAAGGCUGCAGAAGGGGAGGGGCAACCGGGAAAGCGGAUAGAGGGGCCUGGCCCAGAGGGGCUGAGACCCCGGCCCCGCAUGGACCUCCGGGGGAUCAUGAGGUCCAUCAGUCUGCUGGAGCCCCCAGACCUAGGGAGUCACCCCGAGACCAGUGAUCUGCCAGAGGUUUUUUCUUCUCCAAACGAGCCCUCCGGUGAGGCUCCCUCCCAGGCUUCCAGGGACAAAGGGGAACCGCGGCCCGCCCUGUUCCCCCGAAAGUCCGUGGCCGCCUUGCACAGCGCAGCCCUGGUGGCCAGCCGGAGCCAGGCCUUCCAGAACCUGGGCCAGGGGGAGCCUGUGGAUGUAGCUAAGCCCAGGGCCCGGAGGAUGGUGAGACAGGCCAGCGUGGAGAGCAGCGGAGAAGAGGGGGGGCCCUGAGCCCUUCCAGACACUAGGACGAGGUCACCAAACAGAGGGACCUCGCACUCCUCCUCCCACCUCACCCCCUUCGCCCCUGGCCUUCAGCCAUCACCUCCACUGAUAGUACACUGAUGUCUUCCCAGGGCCUAGGCCUUACACUUCUCUCCACUGUCCAUCUGGGGCUGGGGGCAGGGGGAACCUCUGGCCUCGAGACCACACGUGGCCCUCUAGGUCCUCAAGCAUGGCCCUUUGAAUCCAAACUAAUAAAAGGAUUUGUUCUGCAAAACUUGGGCUCAGUCAAAAGCCAUCCCCAAGGACUUAGAAAGGCCACGUGUGGCUUUUGGGCGGUAGGUUCCCCACCCCUGAUCUAGGGAAAGGGAGGCCAGGGCACAGGAUUCUGCAGUAUUUUUGUCUGUAAUUAAGACCUCAAAGAUCCAGCCUUGGGCCCCAAGACCACCUGCCCUGGCCCCUGAGCCUCUAGUGGUCUGUGGUUUUCCCUCCUUCCUAAGGGGAGUAAGUCACUCCCUCCUCCCCAAGCUGGGGCUCCCCAGGAUUUAGCCAGGGUCAUCUGACAGAAUCUCGAAGGGGCAGGGGACUCAUCUCCUAGCCCCUCCCCCCAAGGACACAGGGCAUUUUCUGUUACUACCAGAUGGAGGCAUUUCAAGGCCUGGACACCCUGGACACCAGGGCCAAGGUCACAGCCCAACUGUGGCUGUCUGCCUCAGGCCCACCCUUCACAGCUAGCUCGAGUCUCUUGCUGAGGCCUCGGUCUGUGGACUCUUCAUCCUUGGAGGGACAGGUAGCUCAGGGGCAGAAGGAGAAGCCCACCUAAGUCAGCCGGGAUGGGGGCCGCUGUCUCCUUGGACUCUCCAGUCUCCCUCCACCUCUGGGCUUCUGUAACUUGGGUCACCAGACCAUGGGCCAAGGGAGGCCCGAGCUGCUUUUACACACACACACACACACACA